Actinia tenebrosa (Australian red waratah sea anemone) is the source of this 2142-nucleotide messenger RNA. RefSeq names its product protein MEMO1. Lineage: Eukaryota; Metazoa; Cnidaria; Anthozoa; Actiniaria; Actiniidae. The record is from RefSeq and is a predicted model, not a curated record.
UCACGGUCACWGUGUGAAACAAAAAUCUUUUUACAGUUUUGGCACGCGAACCUCUUCUAAACAUUUCUAGUUUUUUUUAUCCUAGCCAUCACGUAUCAGUUUUGCCCAUUUUCGUGUUCCCAGUCAAGUGAAAUGUCUGUUCGUAAGGCUAAACAUGCGGGGAGCUGGUAUUCAUCAAACGCUCGAGAAUUAAAUAACCAGCUUGAUGGUUGGCUUUCUACCGUUAAUACCGUGUAUCGUCCAGCCAGAGCCAUCAUUGCUCCGCAUGCGGGCUAUAGUUAUUGUGGAGCUUGUGGGGCGUACGCUUAUAAACAAGUAGAUCCUACAACAGUAAAACGUGUUUUCAUUCUUGGACCAUCUCAUCAUGUCCUCUUGACUGGAUGUGCAUUGACUGGGAGCUCUUUUUACAAUACUCCUUUGUAUAAUUUAGAAGUAGAUAAGGAAGUAACUGAAGAGUUAAUGGAAACCGGGUUAUUUGAAAAAAUGAAUAGAUCAACAGACGAAGAUGAACACAGUAUAGAACUACAUCUUCCAUAUAUAGCGAAGGCCAUGGAAAGCAAAAGAAAUAAAUUUACUAUUGUCCCUAUCCUUGUUGGUUCACUUUCAUCAGAGAAGGAAAGAGAAUAUGGAAAAUUACUUAGUAAAUACUUGCUGAAUCCAGAUAAUUUGUUUGUUGUAUCAUCAGAUUUUUGUCAUUGGGGAAAGAGGUUUCAUUAUUUUUAUCGUGAUAGCAGAUAUGAGCAGAUAAAUGAAUCAAUUGAAGCUUUAGAUAAGAAGGGUAUGGACUAUAUUGAACAGCUUGAUGCUGUUGGGUUUUCUGAGUACAUUAAGAAAUAUAGAAACACUAUAUGUGGAAGGUAUCCAAUUGGAGUAUUCUUGAAUGCAGUUGAAGCUUUAAAGCAGCUCAAUGGUUUAUCACCUAAAAUGACCUUCAGGUUUCUCAAAUAUUCCCAGUCCAAUCAGUGUGAAGAUUUUGAGGAUAGCUCAGUUAGUUAUGCUGCUGGUGUGCUGUUAAUGUCAUGAAAACACCUUCAGUUGGUACUUUAUCUAAUGUUUGCUUGNUUCAUAUUAAGUUAUUUUCUGUAUUAUUGGUAACCUUCUAUUUCAAAUGAAAGUGGAGAACUAUUUUCGACGAGCCUGAAUGGGCUAGGAGUCAAUAGCCCAUGAGGCCAAUUGUUUUAGUCAAAUCCAACUAGUCAGUCAAGUGUAUAGAUGCAAACAAGUUAGCUUUAUUAAAGUUAAAUUUACUAUUUUGGUUUUCAAAGCUGGCACUUUUCGUUACUAAGUAGAAUAUAACUCAUAGCCUAGUAGUAGUCCAAUCAAUCAGAAUGCAGCAUUGAUGAAAGAACUCUAGUUGGAUUUGACUAGUAUUUUGUAAUAGUCUCUACAGCUGCUUUUGGCAGGGAUUAUGACUGAUUAUAAUUCAACAAUUCUUUUUCCUCUCUCUUUUCCCCUUUUCUCAAUGGAAUUUGACUAUCGAAGUGACUUCAUUGAAACCGUGAACAAACAUGUAAGUGCUAUUUACACAAAGGCAGGGUAAGCCUACUCCUGUGGAGGACUUUGUCUUCUGUUUUUAUUGUCUACUGGAGAAAAAGGAAAACUCAAGACUUGUUACACCAGGGUCACCUUAUUUGACGUCUUCUAAAGAAGGCUUAAGAUAUUUGUUAAAUGAAAUAACUCACACUGUGCUCUUCCAAACUCUAGAUUGUAUUUUGAUUGCUUGAAAAUAUUUCUGCAGUAAAUGAAUGCUCAUCAUGAGUCUUUCCUUUAGCUCAUUGGUUGCAGCCAUUCUCAAUCACACGCGCCCUCUAGCAAUUAAUGUUUCUGUCCUGAUGAAGAAGAUUUUGGUGGACGGCAAUCAAAGGGUGUUUUCAUAAAAAUGUCAGAAAGCACAAAGCUAUGAGGGCAUGUGCCUAUAGAAUGUCAUGGAAAUGCCUUGAUUGACGUCUAGCAAAAGCUUUUUCAUCGCAACUUACAUAAUCGCUAGAGGGUUUUUGAUAUUGAGAUGGCUGUAAAGAUCCGACUAGCAUCCGGAAGGUCAUAGGUUCAAGUUUCUCUUUCAGCUAAUGACAAUUGUAAAAUUAUUUUAUAAUAUUUUGUUUGCGCUUGGGAUUGCAAGGAAUUAAACAUUUUAUAACAUUU